AGCGACUGCCACGUCACCUUUAGGAGACGUACGUAUUUGUUUUGAUAGAGCUACUUUAGUGUAGCUGCAAGCUCUGAUGUGUUUGUAAUUUCGCAGCAUUUAAUCGAAGCCGACGAUAAGCAAAAUGCUGACGACCGAGGAUUUUAUCCAACUUCCGGCCCAGAUGUGGCAGAAGGUGCUGUCGAAGGUAAAGAAAGCUCUUGUUUUCAUGGAUGACAGGUGUGUAGAGUCUCUCCACUGGAGCGGGGGUGCAGCCGCCUUGUUUGAGGCGGGAGCCAGGAACGUAAAGCAGUUUUCGAGCUUCGAAUCCGGCGGUGCGGAUGAACCCAAAGCCGUGUUCGUGGUGAGCACCUUGCUGAAAGGGAGAACUGUCGACAUCCUUAAAGACAUCAUCUCUCUCAGUCACUUCCAGUACUGUGUCGUCAUCACCACGGUGCCUCACCCCGUACACCUGCUCGCCAAUAACGUCACAACAGAGAUGGACGGCAGCCCCGUGUUCGAGCAGUUCGAAGAAAAGCUCUGCGAGUGGAUGGGGAACAUGAACUACACGGCAGAAGUCAUGCACGUUCCAGUGGUCUUCGCCCCGGUGUCACAACAGAUGCUGCUCGUACCCACGUCUGCGCACCUGUUUCCCCUCCUAUCACCGGAUCUGGAGGCAAUUAAUGCAAAACGACCAGAGAAAAAGAGAUUUGGGAGUCUUGUUGAUGUAGACGUGCACUCCCUUCCUGUUGAACUGCAGAUUGACAUCAAAACCUUGGCCUCAGCUUUAAAUGCGAUGUUUGAAGCUGCAAACACCAGGGAGGAGAGCUAUGCUGUGGGUCCCAUGAGUCGCAUCAUAGCAGGAGAACUGGCCAGUUACCCUCAAGCCAAACAUCGAAGGAAGACGGCCCCUAAUAAAGCAUCAAUCAUCUUUGUAGACCGGACAAUGGAUCUCACAGGAGCCGUUGGUCACCAUGGUGAUAAUCUGGUGGAGAAGAUACUAACUGUGCUCAAGCCCUUACCCGGUCAUGUCACAGAUGUACAGGUGGACAUGCUGGAGCUCACGAGUCUCCAGCGCACCCCUCAGUCUGACACCACUCUGGCUCCAGGUUGUCUGGCUCAGACCCAGUCUCUCCCUGCACGGGCUCUGUGGGAGACCAUGCUGACCAGUAAGCACAAAGAGGGGCUAAUGGAGGUCCGACGGCAACUGGUGGAAGCGGCCAGCAAGGAGAAGCUGCCCAUCAAGAUGAGCAUGGGUCGCGUGACCCCAGAGCAGCUGUGUUCGUACAUACAGCUGUUCCGGAGCAGUUGGGGGGCGCUAGAGAGUCACUGCGGGGUGCUCCAGCUGGGCCUGGCCACAGCCCAGAUGCUCCGCCACCCCGAUCUGCCACGCUGGGAUUCCUGCUUGGCGCUGGAGCGGCUGCUGCUACAGGCUCUUGGAGGCUCUAGCUUCCCUGCGGUGCUGAGGCAGUUGCUGCCCUUGAUGAAGCCCCGCGGCGGCGAGAGCAGCGCAGCCUCGAGGAGCAGGGGGGAUGAGUGCGGACCUGACGAGCUGAUCUCCCUGCUGGUCUAUCUGUACUCCCUGGCCGACGAGGCGCAGCCAGCAGCAGGCCAGGAUGCCGAGGAGGAGGAGGAGGAGGAGGAAGAGCUGGAGAAGCUGGAGAGGGAGCUGAUAGGAGCGCUCACUCUGGUCGUCACCAGCGAGACAGAGCUCAGCCCGCUGCUGCAGAAACUCACCGGUUGCACGUCCCCGGAGGAGCUGAGCAGAGAGCGGGCCCAUUCUGCUCUGGAGGACAUGUUCCAGACCCUCCGGGCUUUGAGUCACACCAGGGAUCACCUCAAGCAGCUGAACUCCGUCUACUCUGCCGGCGAUGGAGUUCACCAGGCGUCGUAUCGUCCUUUCCUGAGGCAGGUCCUGGAGGAGGUCCUCCACCCCGACCGACGCGAAUGCCCCGACAUCGAGCACAUGUCCGGAGGCCUCACCGACCUGCUGAAGACUGGCUUCAGCAUGUUCAUGAAGGUGAAUCGCCCCCAUCCCAGCGACAACCCUCUGCUGUUGCUGUUCCUCGUGGGUGGAGUCACGCCCUCAGAGCUUCGUCUCAUCAAAGACACCGCCGCCGCUCACAAGCCGGGGACCCAGGUGCUGGUUCUGUCCACCAGGUUGCUGAAGCCCACGGACGUCCCAGAGCUGCUCUUCUCCACCCAAAGACUGUCUCCUGAUAUCGGCGUGUGAAAAUGGACGCGCGCGCUGACGGACACGUGUACAAAGAGCAUCUCUACACCUCAUCAGGUGUGAGUGGAGUGAUGAGAUUCAGUGUUACAGUAAGUGCUGUAAAGAAAACUAUAUGCAAAUGAGGCAACAUUCCUGAGAGAUGUAAUGGAUGAAACCCUGAAGUGAACUGUAAAAUAAAAGACUUGGCUCGUUUUUAUUGGAGCUAAUAAAGACAUUUUACAUUUA
Betta splendens (Siamese fighting fish) is the source of this 2437-nucleotide messenger RNA. RefSeq names its product sec1 family domain containing 2 (gene scfd2). NCBI's taxonomy places the organism in Eukaryota, Metazoa, Chordata, Actinopteri, Anabantiformes, Osphronemidae. The transcript is spliced from 9 exons. Gene Ontology annotation, biological process: intracellular protein transport; vesicle-mediated transport. The record is from RefSeq and is a predicted model, not a curated record. The coding region runs from base 125 to 2212 and encodes 695 amino acids.